AUGUCGGCGCUCGACCGGGCGUUCACGACUGCGCACGAUGAUCUCCUGCAGGCUCGCGAGGAAUUGACGCAGUCACCGUCGUGUAGUUUCCAGGACGCGUUUGUGGAGGCGUUGCGGCAGCCGUACGAGGCGGCUGCGCUUGCUCACAGUAAUACCAACAAGAGCAGAGAAGUAACCACAUGGCGGCGCUCAGACCUACUCAGCUUUUUGAGUGUCUACUUUCCGCAGUAUGCGCAGCAUCCCGCGGCGUUCUCUGCGUUGUGCGCAUCACUAGCCAGGGAGGCCGCAAGAGCCGCGGAGACAGAACGAAAUAGACCCGUAGAGAAUGAUGAGGAGUUCGUGACCGCCACGUUCGACAAGUUGAAGCGCGUGUUGGUGCGACAAUACGGCAGUACGAGACUUGUUUCUAAGGAUCCCUUUCCGCUUGAGCCUUGUGUCGAGCCCAAGGGGGAACGUCGUCGCAGUAUCGCCCCGUUCGUCCCAGGGUCGACAAGUGGAAAUGAAAAUGCACCCGAUGAGACCACGUCGACGCUGGUUCUGCGGGAGUUCCAGGCUGAAGUGGUAAAGAAGUCUAAGAGCUGGCUAGGACGCUGGCGAGCGCGUCAGUUGGUGCUGCGUUGGGGAUUCCUAGAAAUGCACAAACGCAUCUCCAGAACUCCCCAGCGCAACUUAUCUGCCAGAUCGUUCCGCCAUCACACGUCAGGUGCCAGUUCCAGCGCUGCAAUGAGUAAUACUAGCAUCCGCGGAGGUGACAGCUUCAGUUCUGCUUCCUCUCCAGCGCUCACAACCACUAGAGCAGCAGCCAAUGUCAAGACAUACGAUCUACAGGAUAUGGUGUCUCUGACACUGGCGCACGUGAGUGAUGGAGAGUCGACCUCAGCCACCGGUAGAAAAGCAGCUUUGACCCUGAAGUUUCAGACAACAGUCACGCCGUCAUACAACGGCCUCAGCAGCUCUGGUACCACAAUCAAUCAGGACAUCAAGACGCUUAUACUCGGUGUCGACAACACGUCUGAUACGCUCGUUUCGAUUCGAGAUCACAUCGCCACGUUUGCGCUGUACCUGGAGCUUUCACGAAGAGAUCGCCUUCCAUCCAUGACCAAAGUACGUCGAUACAUUGUAGCCGGUGCCAUGGUGAACGUUCGCAUCCGUAUUCCUCGCAUCUCACAGCCCAAAGAUCCAAAAGAUGGAACGCGAAGACGAAGUCAAGUAAAGCAACCGCCUCGCGGGAUGGUGACUGCAUUGCAACUCGCGUUUCUGCAAGAUCCACGUGUUCCCAGCUUCGAGAGUACAAUUGCUUUGCUACUAAAAGCUGACGCAGACCCACGCAGUCUCCUGUACUGGGACUAUGCAACGCAAGUAGUUUUUUCGCCCUUGUCCAGUGAUAAAAAAGAGAAAAGUGAGGAACACCACCAGCGACGGCGAUUACGGAAGCGCCUUCUUCUCCUUGACAAGGUGGAGAGUGAUGGCGAUGAAAGUGCCGUUUUCCGGUGUUGUGAAGCUCAGGCAGAUGACGGAGCUCGGUGGAAUUUGCUCAUGUAUUUUUGCUGGCUUGGGGACGUUGAGGGCGUGAAGCAGCUGCUCAUUGUGACUGGGGUUGGGAGCUCUUCAGGAAGUCAAAGCAGGACUAUUAGUCGGCAGCUUGUGACUUGUCUGGAUCAUGUUAAUGCGGCAGGCGACACGGCGCUUCAUAUUGCAAUAAAGUCGAGCAAAGAGCCUAUAGCGUUACUGCUUGUGGAGGCCGCGCUUUUAGCGAAUGCUCAGACGGUACAUCAAUGUGACGCUUGUGGUGAACCAGUGGUGCAUUUGGCACUCGUUGCACGUCAAUGGCACGUUGUAGACGUGUUGGUGGCAGGUGGGGCAGUUGAUCCUCGAUCGUAUGACGCUCUGGGAAAUACAGCAUUGCAUCUUGCCAUUCAGCUUCGUGCACCUGUAGCACUUAUCGCGCGUCUUAUUCAAGUUUAUCGUCACUCUUCGCCGUCCGGAGGUCUAGAUGGGCGAGCUGGUCGUCGUGGAAGUAAUGAUACUCCUCUAUCGUUGGCUCUCAAGAGUGGUCAGCAAGAAGUCGUUGCUUUAUUACUUGCGUCUGGGGCUUCUCACUUAGGUUCAGAUUAUCGAUGGAGUCACGCAUUUAGUGGGAAGCGGGACACUCGAGAUGAAGAGGUUGCUGAGGAGAGGAUGGUGGUUGGAGACAAUGAUAGCGCUCUCCAUGUUGCUAUUAAGGCUGGAAUGGAGCUCGCAGCAGCGGCAUUAAUUGCCCAUAAAGCAGAUAUCUAUCUUGUAGAUUCUCGAGGCGCAUCGUCACUAGCCCUUGCUAUCCGCUACGGAUUAUACGCGCUAGCUGCUGCUCUCGUAGACCAGCAUCAAAAGAAGAAAACGAAGCAAUCAGCUAGUGAACAGUGGUGGGUGGAUGGAGAAACAGGAAGACCCGUGGCGAUGUUGGCUUUUCAAGCUGGGCAACUUGAGCUGGCAGCACUCUUGCUGGAUUGCAUUAACCAAGACAAAGGUCAAUUGUAUUCUGCCCGGAUUCUUCCUCUGUUAUUGCGGAUAAGCUCCUGGCUAGGUGCUAGUAUUGGGGCUAAUAACAGCGUGGUAUCAACCAAAAAAUCAGAGGAGCAAAAAAGGACUCGGUCGUCUAAUUGGACUCGUGAACCCACAAAACGUCGCAGUGAUGGAGGCUGGAAGCAGAUGGACAGGGAAACAUUUCGCCAUAGCGGGAUCAGUUUAUCAUCAAGUGCAUCUACUGAGGAGGACAGAGAAGCCUGCGACUUUCUUCUUCGAGGGAUUCAGUCGCUUAUGGUGAAAUUUCUUCAUCUCAGUGGAAAGGUGUCGGUGACCGAAGUUAUUGGAGGUGACACGACGUCCACUUCUGUGUCUCCAUUGACUCUCCCAAUAGCGAUCCGUCUACCAACAGCUGCAACCCCAACUUAUUCGUCUCCACCGAUAGUUUUCAAUGACGACGAACUGACAAAUGUGUCACCGCUGCAUGUGGCAGCGUCCGGUGGCUCAUCCACGUCAAAUCUACUUCGAUUACUAUUAGCAUUUCUGCUGGCUGCGGAUGCUUGUGCAGCAGCGCAGCUGCUUGGAUGUCCGAUGGGUCCUCGUGCGGAGACACCACUGCAUGCUGCACUUGCAGCAGGGGCAGCUGAAAACGCCUUGCUGCUGCUCUAUUCAUUGCAUGAGCUUCAAGUCCGCAGUCCUGCCGGUGCGGGGCCCGUAUGUGGUCAAAUUUUGGAGAUGACUAAUGCAUUUGGUGAUUCGGCACUUCACUUGGCCUGUACGUGGCCUCGUAGUGUUUCGAUGCGGCUCAUCGUGGAGCUGCUUCUUCAAGAGCAUGUGGAUACUGGAAACUGGAACAGCGCAGGCUUGUCUCCUCUGCAUGUAGCACUGCGCGAGGAGUGUGAUGAUUCAUUAAUUGACUUGUUUUCACGAUACGGGCAGGAUUUAAACCUUUGGACUGAAGGCAAUACAUCCGAAGACGACGAAGACGGCGACUUUUCUAAUAUUGGCGGCCGUCUAAGUGCUGUGGCAAUGGUAACGGCGUGUCCACGGAAUUCCUUAAUGUUGGCUGUGGAGUCGGAGAACGCUUCUGCAUUUCGCGCAUUGGUGCGUGGUGGGGCGCGCACGAGAGCUCUCAUACCGCGUGCUCGUAUUGGACUACUGCAGCUUGCUGUGCACUUCAAAGUGCGUGAUCCUGAACUGCUUGCGUAUCUGCUUGACGAUCCGGCGCUGGAGCAUUCAGCUCAGUCGGAUUUAGCUGAUCAGUGGGGUGUUAGUCCUCGAGAUGGUCGGGUAAGGUUGAUGGAGGUGUGGGGGAAGGAGCGCAAUUUUUCUGCACAACCAGCAGAUACCAAAGUGCCUCUACCGCUUCGCAUCAGUGUUUCGCGUCCACCUGCAGAUUCAGUGCCAUUGGAGACGGCUCAGUAUCUCCGAGCACUUCCAAGGCCUCCAACAUUAUCAUCAACGACUCUGGAUUAUUUGCGAGAAGAAGAGCAGACGACAUUGACGCUAGUUGCACAGGAAGCUCGCAAUGAGGCUCAGGAUUGGCUUGCAAAGCGGAUCGGCCAGAAAAAGCUGUUGUCAGAUGCCCAUGCUCAGCUGCACAAUGCUACUAGAAAGCAUAGACGCAUAGCAAGUGGAAGCAGCGUGAGCAGCACCAGAGACGAACUAGAGGCAUCUAAUGAAUCUACGCAGAGUGAUCACCAAUUGCUGGAGGAGUUGAAGGCUGCUGCAGCUAAGAAAUUUAUCGACAAACACGUGGCUGAAGCGGUGGUGGAGGCGCGAUUGGCCAUUGAGCGAGAGAAACAAACUAUUUUCCAGGAAACGGGACUAUUCCCCGGGGUGACUUCGGCUUCAUCAACGAAGAACAAGAAGAAGGCGGACGGGAGACAUCGAUCGCUGCUGGUUCGAGCUGCAGGUUCGACUACCGGGUCCAUGUUGCUACCUGCGUCAUCGGCAUCAGUGACGUCGGUCUCGAGCGAGGAAGGGGGCUCGGCUCAACUGAGCGACGACAGCUACGGGGGUGCCAGUUUCUGGUGGUCUGACCGCGGUACUACAUGUUCUUUUUUGAGCGACGAUUCCUGGCUAUCAAGCAGUAACCCGCGAGGUGGAACUGUGAUGAGUGAUCCUGCCUCGGCCAGCGUUUCGUCGUGGACUUCGAACGGAAGGGGGAAGAUGCUUGACGGUAGUUUUGAUCGUCGUCUUUCGUUUGCUUCACGAAGUUUUGUGGACAGUGAAGUCUCCAGAGAUGAAGGCUUGAUUUAUGGUAGCGUCGCGCAGUCCCGGGACCAACCAUCUUUCUCACACGCUAAAGCAGAGCGAGGUACAACGACGUGA
Molecule: messenger RNA, 4836 nt
Organism: Phytophthora infestans T30-4
Lineage: Eukaryota; Oomycota; Peronosporomycetes; Peronosporales; Peronosporaceae
Exons: 3
Coding region: 1-4836 (1611 amino acids)
Molecular function (GO): protein binding
Source: RefSeq, a predicted model, not a curated record